Bipolaris victoriae FI3 is the source of this 357-nucleotide messenger RNA. RefSeq lists its product as hypothetical. The transcript has a single exon. Lineage: Eukaryota; Fungi; Ascomycota; Dothideomycetes; Pleosporales; Pleosporaceae. The record is from RefSeq and is a predicted model, not a curated record. Bases 1 to 357 code for a protein of 118 amino acids.
AUGUACCUCACCACCGCCCUCCUCACAACCACCCUCCUCACCACCCUCACCUCGGCAACCAUCAUCCUGGGCCACGCCAACUACAACGACGGCCACAAAGAUACGGCGGUAUGGAUCCAAGGCCAAGACGCCUGCGCCUACACGUACAUGGGCCACGACAGCCCCUGCGCCUACAACGGCGGCAACUUUGUCGCUUCAAACACGUUCCACUACCGCAUCGUCAACUGCGACAAUGGGCAGCCGUUUACGCUGCAGAAUGAGGAUGGCUCGAAGAAUGCAGAGGCUGUGCUUAAUCCGAUUGAUGACUUGGUGCAUUGUCCUGGGGGCUAUACGAUGGGGCAGACUUGGGUUUUUUAG